Molecule: messenger RNA, 3117 nt
Organism: Dichotomopilus funicola
Lineage: Eukaryota; Fungi; Ascomycota; Sordariomycetes; Sordariales; Chaetomiaceae
Exons: 5
Coding region: 1-3117 (1038 amino acids)
Biological process (GO): cytoplasmic stress granule assembly
Cellular component (GO): cytoplasmic stress granule
Molecular function (GO): mRNA binding
Source: RefSeq, a predicted model, not a curated record
AUGGAAGGCCGAUCGACAACCUCAAAGCCCGUUGUCGCAUCGCCCUCUCAAUCAUCGACGGCGACCGACUCCAACAAGGCGUCCGCCGCUCGUCCUCUCUAUAGCAGCAAGCUCGGUGACCAGCGAUCAAGGGCCGCAGAGGCAACCGCUUCGCCUCCGACUUCAAGACAACCUCCUGUCCAGCAAAAAGCGUGGACUUCGAACCGAAACCCUAUCACCGGUCGAUCGCAAACUCCGCAGGGCAAGCAGUCUGUGACGAGCUCCCUUCGCGAAGGCCAGCGAGUUCGCAUUACGUUGACCUCCGGUGCCGAGUUCGAGGGCACGUACAGCAACGGUGCCGACGCUGCCAGCUGCCGCUUGAGCAUGGUACAGCAGAAGAAAUCUUCCAACUCGACCGACCUCACAAACGGAUCCGGUAGAACAGAGCAGCCCACAAUGACGCUCCAACGUAAGGAUAUCGCGGAUGCCCGCGUGCUAUCCAACAACAACAACAAAAAUGACGGAAGGGCCCCGAACGGCAAUCGAUCCUCUUUCCGGACCGACGCGGCCAUCUCCAAUUCCCGCCUUGGCCCCGAGAGGGCGCUAAAGGCCUGGGUUCCCGACACCAGUUAUGAAGUCGAUGGGUCGCUGGAAAAGUCGAGCGGUAGCGGAAGCGGUAGUAAGAACAACGGCGUUCCUUGGGACCAGUUUGCGGAGAAUGAGCGGCUGUUUGGUCUGAGGACCGACUACGAUGAGAAUAUCUACACAACCACCAUUGAUAAGAGCCAUCCGCAGUACAAGGAGCGUCUGGCGGCCGCCGAUCGGAAGGCGCGCGAAAUCGAGCGGAGCUUACCCACCACUUCCCACGUCGCGGAAGAGCGUGUGAUGGACUUUGUUGGAGGGGAGGACCAAAGGGACGAGGAGGAUAAAUAUAGCGGUGUACGCCGGCAGGACUUCCCACCUCUCAAUCCCCGAGAGAACAAGUACACGCCGCCAGCUCGCCGUGCGCCCACCGGUCAGGCCACCGUGAAGGGUGUUCCGGUUGACCCAGCGAUUAUCUCAUCGCAACUCAAAGCCGCGCCCGUGCCCAAACCCGCCCCGGCCCAACCUUCAAAGCCGAUCGAGUCGAAGCUCGAGAAGCCCGUUGCCCCCGUCACCGAUAAACCAGCCGAACCCAAGGUCGCCCCGGCCGCGACCAGCGUCGAAGGGAAGAAAUCGCCCGAAAGCAAGGUAGAACCUGCUGCCGACGCCAAAACCGCGGAGGCCAAGGAUGCCACCGCUACCCGCCCCUCGGGCAGCAACGCUCGCAGCACCCCGAAGGCUGGCCCAGUACCGGGCGUGACUGCCAACGUCGAGCGCGACGUGCUGUCCUCCUUUAAGAACUUUGCCGUUACACAGCGGUCCAUGGCCGAGAAAGUCAGGACCACGAGGGCCAAGGCUGACAAGGAGGUUAAGCUGACGGAGCUCAAGAAGUUUGCGGAGAACUUCAAGCUCUUCACACCCGUCCCCACUGACCUGAUCUCCAUCAUUGCCAAAGACCCGGCCAAGCAGAAGCAGAUUCAGGACAAGGCGAAGCUCAACAUGGAGGUGCUGGCCAAGCAGAAGGAGGUCAAGGAGAAGGAGCCGGCCCCGCCGGUCAAGGAGGGCCCGGGCAAGACGAGUGCCGAACAAUCAGGCGCCUCAACACCGGCCGCCACCACCACCGAGACUCGUGCCUCCCGUCCCCCUGCGCCGCAGCAUUCGGGCUCGUCUUCGGGCGUUCCGGGGCGUCAUCCGGGUGCCCGUUCUUAUAACCCCCAGUCUCACUACCAAUACAACCGGAACAACCGCGGGCCGCCCCACCUGGCCGCCCAGAACCAGCCCACGGGCAACCUUGCGCAGCGGCUGCGAAACGUCGAGCAGCAGAAGAUGCAGCACCCUCACAUGGGCCAGCAUCACGCCCCUCCGGACAUGCGGCUUCCCCCUACCGGGCCGGCUAACAGCGUCGACCCCGCCUUUGGCCGCCGCAUGAACGCCGUCCCGCCCGCAGCUUACAUGGGCCCCAAGCUGAACCCCAACAGCCACGAGUUCCGCCCGAACGCGUUUGCCCAGCCGUUCAACCCAGCCGUCCCAAGCUCUGGCUCGUCUCCCCGGUCGUCCGUUAACAACAUUGCCGAGGUGCCGGCCCCCCCGCCUCCGGCCAAGGGACAGCUCAUCCGCCGCAAGACCAGGGCCGUGGACGUCAAGAAGUGCUUCAUCCUAUCGCAUAUCAAGACCAUUCAGCCGCCCGAGGGCCGCAACUGGGAUGACAACGAUGGCCUUAAGCCUUCCUUCGACACACUCCCCACCUGGCGCCAGCUUCAGGAGCAGACCGAGGCCCCCGACUCUACCAUGCAGCUGACGUACAAGGAGUACUUUGAGCGCCUCCCACUCGCCAGCGCCGCUGUUGCGACCCCGAACCCGACCCACGUCAUGCCCCAGGUUGCCCAUCAGCAUCAACUCCCGUUCCACCUGCAGCAUGGUGCUCAGAACAUGGCCCCGCGCCAGUCACCACACAUGCCACCGAUGCAGAUGCACGCCGGGCAGCAGCAUGGCCACGCUCCCCACGUGCCCUUCAGCAACGGGGAUGAUCAUAGGAUGAUGCACUCCAACUCAGCCCAGUCAUUCGCGUCUCCUAGGAUGGGACCGGUGCCCAUGGCCUACCCGCCUGGAGUGAACCCGCAGGGACAGAUGCCGUACGGCCAACCCAUGAUGCAACCGUACAUGAACGCGGCGCCCCAGAUGGGCCAGUUCCGCAGCUUCUCGCAUAACCCUCAAUUUAUCCCCCAGCAGCCGCACCACAUGGGAGGACCCAUGAUGGUGCAACAAGGCUUCAUCCCCGGCCCCAACGGCAUGGUGGCUGCUGGUCCCAUGUACCCAGGCGCCCAGCCGCACUUCGUUCCCGCCGGCGGCGCCCCUCCUCAACCCGUACCGGGCUCGAACGGCUUUCCCAGCCCGGGCCGUCCGACUGCCCCAAUGAUGGCCCACCAGGGUUCUCACCAGGGCUCCCAUCAAGGUCAGCAGGCCAUGUACGGUAUGAGCCCCGGCAUGCCGUACCAGCAACCGGCCUACUCGCAACAGCAACCGCAAGGCAAGUUCUCGGGCCAGCGGCCGCAAUGA